Poecilia reticulata (guppy) is the source of this 1702-nucleotide messenger RNA. RefSeq names its product MDM2 proto-oncogene (gene mdm2). Lineage: Eukaryota; Metazoa; Chordata; Actinopteri; Cyprinodontiformes; Poeciliidae. Gene Ontology annotation, biological process: regulation of gene expression; protein ubiquitination; cell cycle. The record is from RefSeq and is a predicted model, not a curated record. Gene Ontology annotation, cellular component: nucleus. Gene Ontology annotation, molecular function: p53 binding; ubiquitin protein ligase activity; identical protein binding.
GAGUUACGUAACCACAGACUCCGGACACUAGGGGCGCCAUAACAUCACCAGAGGCGCCGAAUAUAAACUAGAAGGAACGAAGCGAGAUCUAAAUACUCGAAAGUGUUUUCGGAAUACUGAACAUUUAAUGAGCAUUUAAAGAAUUUGUUUACCAAGCUGUUAAAGGAUGGGCUGCUGAGGCCAGAACUGCUCUAAACUCAGCAACCGGCAUCACCAUGUCAGCUGACGGGGAGUUCACCAAUGAAAACAAGCUGGUGAGACCGAAGGUGGAGUUCGGCUCUCUGCUGCAACACGCCGGAGCCACCAAGGACGUUUUCACCAUAAAGGAGGUCAUGUUCUACCUGGGUCAGUACAUCAUGCAGAGGCAGCUGUACGACCAGAACCAGCAGCACAUUGUCCACUGCGCUCAGGACGCUCUGGGCCGGGUUCUGGGCGUUGACAGCUUCUCUGUUAAGGAACCAAGGGUUUUGUUUGCAAUGAUCACCAAGAACCUGGAGGCCGUGAGGAACCAAGAUUCAACAACGGAGUCGAGUGAAGCUCACAGCAGCCAGACGGAGGGAGCUGAAAGUUCAUCUUCAUCUACAGACCAGAGGAGGAGGAGGAGACGGAGCGACUCAGGUCCGUCCCGCAGCACAGAGGGAGAGGAAGAGGAGCAGCAGUCGGAGGACGAAGACUCGGACGACAGCAGGAAGCGGCGGCGCUCGGACAGCUACUCGCUGACGUUCGACGGCAGCCUGUCCUGGUGUGUGAUUGGAGGGCUGGGAAGUGGGCGGGACAACUGCGGCAGCCAGUCGUCCGACUCCCACAGCGUCCGGUCCGGGAGGUCGGAGGUCACGAUCGCGGCGUCCGACUCAGACAGCGACAACUUCAGCGUGGAGUUCGAGGUGGAGUCGGUCGACUCGGACGACUACAACGAGGACGACGCGUCGCUGUCCGCCGACGACCAGGUUUAUGAAGUCACCAUCUUCGAGGCGGAAGACGACGACUCGUUCGACGACGACACGGAGAUCACAGAAGCUUUCCAUGGGUUUCUCUCUCAGGAUUACUGGCGCUGCUCCAAGUGUGACGAGCUGAACCCGCCGCUGCCCAGAAACUGCUUCCGCUGCUGGACGCUGCGACGCGAUUGGCUGCCGGAGGCGUCCGCCGACCCUAAAGCCCUCCCCACGAAGCCCACCGACCAAUCAGCUGCCAAAGAAACUCCAGGUUCGGAUGUGGAGGACAACGACGGCGUCGACGUUCCUGAUGGAAAAAGAGCGAAAACUCCUCUGAACUCCCAGAAUUGGUCCGACUGCUCCGCCCCAAACUCCCAGAAUGCCCUCUGCUCCUCCCAGCCUUCCUCCUCCUCUUCCUCCCAGGAGAAGCUCUGGGCGCUCGAGUCCCAGCCGUCGUCGUCGGGCGACUCCCAGGACCCGGUGCCGGACCUGGAGCGCAGCGUGUCGGCCGAAUCCCGGCUGCCGGACUCGUGUCUGGACCCGUGUCUCAUCUGCCAGUCCCGACCCAAAAACGGCUGCAUCGUCCACGGGCGCACCGGACACCUCAUGUCCUGCUACGUCUGCGCCAGGAAGCUGAAGAGGAGGAACAAGCUGUGCCCCGUCUGCAGGAUGCCCAUCCAGUCCGUCGUCCUCACCUACCUCAGCUGAGAACGACCUCCAGCUGACCUUCGUCUGUCUACCUCCACAUGAUAAUAAAACGUACAGCUGCA